Pocillopora damicornis (cauliflower coral) is the source of this 897-nucleotide messenger RNA. RefSeq lists its product as uncharacterized. NCBI's taxonomy places the organism in Eukaryota, Metazoa, Cnidaria, Anthozoa, Scleractinia, Pocilloporidae. The record is from RefSeq and is a predicted model, not a curated record.
AUGCAGUUUCAGAGAAAAGGCCCACCAGGUCCUCCCGGUAUACCUGGACGCACUGGUCCCCAGGGCCCUCCUGGGUCGAGCGGUAAGAGGGGAAGAAACAACAGAGGUGUGCCAGGUCCCCAGGGAAAACGCGGCCUAAGAGGACCACCGGGGCCCCCUGGGAAAUCAGCACAACAGAGAACAAACCAUAGAGGUGGAGGUCAGUUAGAAUUACCACACUUCAUUUCAAAGCCUUCCCCCACCAUAACAGUAAAAGAAACACAAAAUGUUCUAAUACCAUGUAAAGCAAAUGGCUUCCCACAACCCGUGAUCACGUGGUACAAAAAUGGACACCUGAUAGAAAAGGAGAGGAAGUACUUUGGAGAAAGGAGUCUAAACUUAGAGAAAAUUCAAUUCCAGGACCGUGGUGUCUACACCUGUACAGCGGAAAAUCUCAUGGGCAGGGCAGAGUUAUCCGUCAAUGUCAGCGUGAAAGUACCAGCAAAAUUUAUUACCGAACCUAAGCGUUCCAUAAUUGCUUACAAGACAUGGGACACUGUGCUCCAAUGUGACAUCUUUGGUUACCCUUCCCCUGUGAUAACAUGGACAAGAUCAGGCGAGCAGCUUUCAGUCAAAAGGCAUUUUAGUAACGGUUCCCAACUUAUGAUUUAAAACACAACAGAGGACGAUGCAGGCGCUUACGUUUGCCAGGGAACCAACCAAAUGGCAAACGUUAUGAGAGUGAUAUGGGUUAUCGUUAAAGUUGUUGUGGAUCCCUACAUGGUAUCCAGUUCUCCCGGUGAAAUCAAGGUACGACAUGUUGGUGAUACUGUGACAUUAAACUGUUCAGCCGGUGGCUCGCCGUUACCCAAGGUCAUGUGGUUCAAAGGUGGUCGACGUAUCAAAUCACAAAGCUAA